AUGGAUCUCAAAUCUUUGGCCAAUUCCCUUCCUGCAAGUUGCCUACCCGUCAAGAAUUCGACAAUUCCAUUCUGGCAUCAAGGUCUCCACGAACUGCAUAAUCACCGAACAACGGAACAACUUCCCGAGUCCAGCGAUGUGGUCAUAAUAGGCGCCGGCUACGCAGGAAUCAGCACUGCUUACCACCUAGUUAAAGGCGACAGCGCCGAUAAAAAGCUAUCUGUCACAGUUUUAGAGGCACGAGGUGUCUGUUCUGGUGCCACAGGACGCAAUGGCGGCCACCUUCGGCCUGACAUGUAUAGUCCCAUGCCUAAAUUCAUCGACCGAGCGGGUAUCGAGCGUGCUGUGGAGGUAGCCGAAUUCGAAGUUGCGCAUCUCAACGCCAUAAAGUCACUGGUUGAGAAGGAAAAGAUUGAUUGCGACUUCACCCUUACCAGAUCUAUUGAUGUAUGGUGCAACGAAGAAGCGGCUAUCAAAGCCAAGAAACUGUAUGACGCGCUGGUUUCGCGCAAUAUGAAUUAUAUGAAAGAUGUCUUUUUCGUGUUUGGCAAGGAUGCGGAGGGCAUCUCUGGCGUCAAGGGAGCCAAGGCUUGCGCUUCGUUUACGGCGGCUACUCUCUGGCCGUACAAGUUAAUCCUACAUCUCACCGAAUCUAUUCUUCAGACUGGGUUGGUCAACCUACAGACUAACACGCCAGUGACUUCUAUUACAAGGACAGCCUCAGGCGGAUUCAUCGUUACAACUCCGCGCGGCACAACCUUGGCUCGAAAAGUGGUCUAUGCAAAUAAUGCAUACGUGUCGGGUCUGCUUCCGCAAUACAGUCAGGCUAUCGUUCCGUGCAAAGGACUGUGUACUCACAUCUCCGUUCCGGAGGGUACGACACCGCCUCUGUUGAACAAUUCCUACAUCGUGCGUGAAAAGGAUGAAGUGGUUUCAUAUCUGAUCCCUCGCGCUGAUGGAAGUAUUGUCGUUGGAGGAGCCAAUACGAAGUAUCGCCCUUUUCUGGAGCAGUGGUAUAACAAUGUGGAUGACUCAAUUCUGAUUGAAGAGGUGAAGGAUUAUUUCGAUGGUUAUAUGCAACGCAAUUUCCGUGGUUGGGAGAACACUGGCGCUCGAGUAGAUAAAGUCUGGACUGGGGUCAUGGGUUACAGCUGGGAUUCUAAUCCUCAUGUUGGCCCUGUUCCCGGGGGAGAUGGUCAGUAUAUCCUCGCUGGUUUCAAUGGACAUGGAAUGCCUGUAGUGUUCUUGUCAGCGUUGGGUAUCGCUAAGAUGGUCAGGGAUGGUAUCGGGUUUGAGGAUUCUGGUGUACCGAGACUGUUCCAAACAAGCCAGGAGAGACUUGAUAAUGCGAAGAGCGGUCCUGUAGGAGGGGAUAUACUCACUAAGAAUUCAUAA
Molecule: messenger RNA, 1395 nt
Organism: Talaromyces amestolkiae
Lineage: Eukaryota; Fungi; Ascomycota; Eurotiomycetes; Eurotiales; Trichocomaceae
Exons: 1
Coding region: 1-1395 (464 amino acids)
Cellular component (GO): cytoplasm
Molecular function (GO): oxidoreductase activity
Source: RefSeq, a predicted model, not a curated record